GUACGGUUCAUUUGUUGAAAAAAACUGCCCGUCUUCAAAAUUUCUGUUUACAAUCGGUUUGAUAGUAGUAUGGGUUUGUCUCUUUGCAGAAUGAAUUUUUUUUUGGUUUUGUUGGCAGGAUGUUCUGGCGCCAGGUGUGUGGAAUAUUUUUCAGGGCUGCUUGCCAGCAGCCAGCAGUUUUAUAGGUUCGGACUGUUAUGUCCAAAUGUUAGUCAGAUAUGUGUAAAUAAGCUUUUCAAAGAUAAAAUGGUGCAAGUCAAUAUUUUUUAAAUUGAAAUUGGUCGCAUAAAACUGUUUUCCGUUUGAUUGUAAAAGCAAAACGUAUUUUUAAAAAUAAAAUGUCAACUCGAGUUAACCUUGACUGGUUUUUUUUUAUCAAUUUUUUUUUUUAGGACAAAAAUUUAAAGGUUAAAUAUUUUAAGUUAACUUUUGGUGUACUCUUAUAGUGAAUAUUUUUUGUAGCGUGCCUCGACACAAAGUUGAAGUUUGCAGUUUUUGUUGUAUUUGGUAUUGAUUUUACUGAGGUUUGCGAUUGUCCGCUUCAGGUUUUUCAAUGGUAUUUAUUAUUGAGUCAGUACAGAUUGAAAGUCUAUGAUAACUCUCUUUAGAAAGUAAAAAUAAAAUUCCAAACCAUUGAAGACAUACAAAGUUGUGUAGUGUUAAAUUUGAGCCAACUGAACAGUUAUAAAAUGAAAACAACUUUAAGGAAAUCAUUUUUAGUGGUUUCCUGUAGACCAUGGUAUGAGCAACAUCAAACCACAGUCCUGAAGAUGGAAUGUGCAAGUAUUCCAAAAUGUAGGUAGUCUAGUCAAUCUAUUCAAGUGUGAGUAACCGCAAGAUAUGUAAGUACGAUACCCCACUCAAGCUUCAACAACUAUAAACUUUCUGAACAAGAGCAACAAACAUAUCAAGUUAACAUGGAUGGAUCCCGGGCUACCUUAGUGUAAUGGGAAAUAUAAGAGCCGACACUGUAGCAAAAGAAAUAUUAAGCAACAACAUACACAUAGUACUUAUUAGUUCAUAGAAAAGACAGUCUAAAAAUUAACAAAUGGCACACCGAAUGGAAUAGAAAAAGAUGAAUGAAUUGUGAGAAAGAGAUGUUGUCUCUUAACGUCCAUGGACGUUUCUGACGCUGCUGGUCUAUUUGGUCAUUUUGGUUGGUGAUACUCAUUUAAAGUGAUAAGGAGUUUCAGCCUCAUAGUCAACAUUUAAUUUGAAUUCCGUUGAAAAUUUAAAACAUUAUAUACCACAUAUUAUGGGCAACAAAAGAAAACAAUAUUGAACGAUAAUGCUGCGUUGAUUUGUUGGUGCAGUUUUUUAGAACUUUUUGAGGAGUUUAGAUGUUGGACUUGCUUCUUAAACUGAGAUAAAUGUACUCAAUUGCGGAAAAAAAAGAUGACCCAACUGAAAGUACGCACUUAGAGGAAAAUAUGUGCAAUUUGGAAAAAUUGCCAAAAUAUAUCGAUUGUCAAGAAACAUUAACAGAAUUGUCUUUCAUCAAAUGGUUAGCCGGCUUCCGGUUACUGUGUCGAGAUCUAACUGCUAAGAUAAAUAAAGACAUUGUCAACGGUUUACUUAUUUUUUUUCAAGAUAAACUGUUGCCAGAAGUUAUCGAUUGCAGAAAUAAAGUCAACAAAUCUAAUUUAGUUAAAACCUAUCUUUCUCAGUCUUUAUUAUUUUUUCGGACAUAUUAUGGUCAUUUAAGACAAGAUUUAUCGGAUACUAUAUACCUUGAAAAAAUGGCAUCGUUAUUGGCUUAUUAUAUCGAUUUGGAAUUAAUGUCUUCUCAACGUUACAACGGAAUUGAGAAAAAAAUAUCCAAUAAAAUCAUUGCAAGCCUUAGUUUAUAUUUGAGUAACGCCUCAAUCGAUUUCACGAUUGAUUCUAUAUUUCAAUCAUAUUAUAUUUUUUAUGGUACUUCUCAGUACGGAUACAUUACGCGUGUAAUGUUAAAAAAAAUCUUAUAUCAACCCAUUCCUUCAAAAAUAGAAUUUUUCACCUACUUGCGAUUAAUUUUGUGUUGCAAGCUUUGGAAAAAAAUCAUUUGUGUUACUUUGAAAGACGGUGACAAAAGGAGAGAACAAGACGAUUUACGAAAACUUUUGAGAAAAAUUCAUCCUCCUUCUGACUUUAUGAAGUUGUACCAAAAAUUUAAAUGGCCCAAUUGGCCGAAAUUGACCAUGUCGCAAAACGGCACUAACGAUAUGUCCGAAAGAGAUCGGCAAAAUAUUUCUACUGUAUUGUUCAAUGCAAAUUUAUCACUUAAAGAAUGUUUUAAGGAUAUAUUGGACGUUAAAAAAGAAACUAAUUCAAAUACGAUGAAAUCGAUUAUCAAGCGUUGUAAACAAAGAUGUCCUGCAAUGUCGGAAAUAUUUGAUAAAAGUGAAAAUGUUAUUCAAAAAUGGAGUAAUGACUUUGAUGAACAUUUAAAGCCGUUGAUACCCGUCACCGGUUCCUGGAAUAGCUUGUUGAGGAAAAUCAAGUAUAACUUCGAGCCCCAAGACGAACCGGAAUCGACCGGAAACGACGAAUCGAACAACGGUGAAAUGUCAAACGAACAGUCGACCGACGACGACACGUUCAAAGACAAUCUGAAAUGCAUAAUGUUCGGACCGUACAGCGAAACGAAAAAAGUGGAAGAAAUUGAACUAGCAACGGUAAUUGUUAAUAGAAUUCCAUUUACAUACGCUGUAGUUAACGACACGGAAUCGAGAAGAGGAAAAAAGAGACGCAAUUCUCAUUCCCCUUCUAACCCAAAGUUGCCAAAAAUUUCUUUUUUAGAAGACGAUAGUAUUGAAUCAAAGUCCCGUUCCCAAUAUAAUAACAACAGCUGUUGUACCGCCGCUUCCGUUAGUCAGAGCUCGACGAAACAAGGGAACGCCAAAAGCGUCGGCGGCGGCGGCGGUGGUUCUAGUAAUGAUUCAAUAUGUGGUGACCAAUCUAAAAACGCGCAGAACGUUGUUAAUAAUGCGGUUGUUAGCUCUGACUUCUCCGGUAGUAAAUCCGCCGCGAGACGACUGGCGGACGAACGACGAAUAGCGGCGUCGGCGGCGUUCGUCGACUUGUCCAACGAAAACGACUCGAACAGUUCGACGGACGACAACCACAGCCAUCUGGAGAUUAUCGAGAAAAACAUUGACAAUUUAGAAACGGUCAAUUCCAAUAGUCAAGCCAGCGAAGUGCUGUCCAACGAAUGGGACUGCAAUCAAGAGGACGCUGACUCUUCCGAAUCCCAGCACGUUAUCGACAGCCCGGAUCAAAUCGAAAUAGAAACGCCGAGUUCGGACAUCGAACCCAAGAGUCCUAAAGACAGCAGCCGUUUGUCUCUGAGGAGCAGUUCGGCGGAAAUGAACUCGACCAGGAGGUCGCCCGUCAAGGCAAUCGGAAAGUACGCCCACGCAAUGCCAAUGCACCAGCAGGAAGCCACCCGUGGCAUUGAACACGGCGAAAACGAAAUCAACUCGAACACACAAGACUUGGAAGUGGUCAACGUGUUGUCGCCCGUUUCCAUAAACUCCACCGACAUAGCCAUGAACAAGGGCCCGUCGAUAUCGGAUUUACCGAUUAUCCACGCGCAAAACAAUCGUAGUAGUAACGAUACGACGACGAUGGGUAAGCCUCAGAUCAGCGUAAGUAAUUUAAUGAAAGCCGACGUGGAUCAUCAUCACGGUACAGUCGGUGGCCGCAACAACGAGGCGCAGGCAACGCUGCAGCAGAAACCCGUGCAAGUAAAAAGCAUGCCCAUGUUAUCGUCGAAUUCGUGUUCUUUCGGCCAACAACAACAAAUGGACGACCGAAGACUGCUGUACGACGUCGACGACAAGAUGUCCAUUCGUAACUGCUCGUCCGCUUCGGCGGCUUACGAACUGCAUCGAUCGUUGUCGGCGAAAUCCGGCAGUUCGCCUACCGCCGCCGCCGUCUCGUCGACGAAACUCCUGGCGCAAUCGCUGAACGAUACGAACACGAUUUCCUCCACCCUGAGCAGCAUAAACACGAUUAACCUGCAUUACAGUAACGAGAAAAUCAGCAUGGUCGAGAUGUGCGACGACUUCAGCGACAACUCGAUGGACAUCCAAAUACCAAACGUCGAUUCCGAGGACAUUGUCAAUUGCCCGAACAGCAUAUCGAUGUCGACAUGUCUGAAACCGAUGUUUAACAAUUUCAAACAACUCGGUCCCGCCGAAUGGCCCACCGUGAAAACGUCGGAGCAACUGUAUCCGGAAUCGAUGGAAAUCGUUUCGAUGCCGUUGAGGAGUCGGUCGGAAAUGCCACUGCAUUCGCCCCAGAGUUACUUCUUGGGCGACGACAAGAGGAGCCCCCAACAACAAGUGUAUUACGGUACCGCGGUCAACAACGGCGGCGGCAGUUCGGAUCAGUUUGAGAACAGGCGCAAACGGGCCACGCCGCAUUCGGCCGCCGACGAGUACGUGUAUUCCACCAAAGUGCAGCGAUUCGAUAACAGUCAUGGCGACAAUCGGUUGUUGACAAACGGCUACGCCGCCGUACCAAUCGCUUCGCCCGUGACCAGCAAGACGUUGUACGAUUACGUGGCUUUGGGCAACAGCCAAACCGGCACGUACGACAACUCGUCGGAGUUGCACAACACUGCCGACGGUCCGUCGCCGACCGCCCACCACAACAAUGAAUUAUUGAACUAUAGAAAUCUCAAUUAUUCGCCCGUUCCUAAUCUGCUGCUCGACGGCCAUCAUCGUCAACUGGCGGACAGACGGUCUUCCGUCAUCAACGGAACGGACGUGAUGAUGCCCGACAACAGUAACGGCUGUAACAUACAUUAUAGAUGGCCCGUCGGCUGUGGUCAAGACGGCGGCGGUGGUGCGAGCACGGCAAACCACCGAGUAUUGUACGCAAUGUCCAGUGACGAUUUGUCGCAUUCCGUAGUCAACAUUGUAGUUCCUAAAAAAAAUCUGAAUCCGAGUGAAAAAAUAUUGAACGCUGCAACGUAUCAGCAGUUUCAAGACGUUCCUAAUGUCAUGUCGUCGGCUGAGAACUCGAUCGCCGCCGCCGCCGCCGUUACUCAAUCGUCGUCUGCGGUCGAUCCCGUGGACGAUAAACGGCCGGCCAGAGUGCAAGCCGACGGGAGUCUAGACUUGAGUUCCCCUAAGAAUCGUCGCGAUCAUCCGCCCGCCGCCAACGACGGCCACGCGUCGAGUGAAAAUCAAACGGCGGACGCAACUGGUGCAAAGGCGCCUCCUAAAGGCGGCACCAACGCUCCUAGUCCAUACGAAGGGAUGUUGUACUUGUACGAACGCGGUAAGUUAUAUCUUUGUAUGUACCCAUAUUGCACGAACGGUUGUCAUUAUCCCAUAACCCAAGAGGUGGGCGAGAAACUCAGGCACGAGUUCACGGUGCAGUUCGAUUUCAUCCGUUUCCAAAUCCAAUUCAAGUACAACCAUUUGUUGCAAUCGGACCCGAAGGACUGGCUGAACAUACCCGAACUGGUGCGGCUGGACAAACGGUGUCUGUGCGAGAUCUGCGGCGAAAUGGAGUACAAAAUAAACUUCAACCAGAACAUACUGUUGAACUACGUGAACAUGAAAAAGAGCGAGCCGUUCAGGUGGAAGAAAUGUUUGGUAAACCGUUUCAACCGGACCGUCACGGAUCGGCCCGUUUCCGAAAUGAUCGACGACAUGAACAAGUGCGUUAAGAAUUUCCAAUACGCGUUUACUAUGUUUUCCGAAGCCGGGACGGAAAUGACGGCGGAAUGUCUGCAGAGGAAGUGCCAGAGCCAUCCGGUCAACGAUUCCGCUCUGCCGUAUCGCUGUAAAGAAAUACUCAAUUACAUACGCAGACACUCGGUGCCGAGAAAACAAGAGUCGUCGUCGUCGUCUUAUCAGUACGUCGUGAAACCUUUGCCGCCGCCGCCGCCGACUUCUUAUCAAGCGGCGGUCGACUGCAACGUAGCAGCAGCAGCGGUGCCGAGUACGACGCGCUACGACUACCACGCGUUGGAGGAAAGGUCGCCGCCUCCUACUGCCUCUUAUCGACCGACGAGUGCGUCUCGCGCUUUCGAAAUGCAGCGUUCGCCAAACGACGCGGCGCAAAUGUAUUUCGCGGAAAGAGCACACAGCCCGUCGUCCUCCUACCCGCCGUUAAAAUACAUUAUCGAGAACAACAUAACCCAUCAUACAUCACACACGAAAUUCGUGGAGGGUCUGUCGGAUAACGUCCCGCCGCCACAGCAUCGCCAUUCCCCUGUAGACACCACACAUCAGUCAUCAUCACACCAUCACCACCACCACCACGUGAAAAACACAUCACACCGACUGGUGACGACCGAAUCGUCGUCGUCGUCGUCGUUUACACUGUUGAAAGGUAAAACCAAAAACCACCACCACCACCACCACCGCAGUCAUUGUUCUUCUUACUCUUCUGACGCGCCGGAGUUCUCUUGCCACGCGACCACACAUCCCCUCCAAGUUCCUAACGCUCAAGUUCAUCGAAAUCCCUCGUAUUACGGGGGGUCGCCUGUAAACGUACCGUCGGACAAUUCCGUGCCGUUCGGUUCGCCCAAUCUGUCUGUUAUUAACGCAGUGCCCAACUCGCCAUCGUUGUCCGACUGUAGCAUACCGUCGCUGGUGGAAACCAUCGCCACGGCUGUCCCCGAGCACGCUUUGUUGGACGACAGUUUAGAAGCCGUGAACGCCGCUCACAACUUGAUGAUGAUCUCGAACCGUCACAGAUACAACACCAGCGGUGAUGCGUUGCACGCGGACCCAGCCGCUAACGGUGAAAUAAUAUCUAACACCGCCGCCCAUGUAAAACAACAGUUGUCGACAACAACAACUGAACCGCCAAACGAUCAGCAAACGGCGGCGGAAACUGUUCACAUAAGUCGAAGAAAGAAAAAGAAAAAACAUCAGGACAAAAAGAAGGAUAAGAAAAAAAAAGCAAAGCGUUCCCGUAACGUCGUCGUUGCCGCUUCCGGUCUGUCUUAAUCGAACGUCUUUUUUUUUUUUUUUGGUUCUUCUCUUGUGUAUAGUCAAAUGUUUUUUAUUAAAUUAAUUUUCUUUUUUUUUUCUACAUUCCGAGCUUAAACGAUUAAUAUAUAUAUAUCAUCAAAUUAACUGAGAAAUGUUUUUUUUACAACAUUCUGUGAUUUAAUUUAAUAUUUUUAACAAACUGUGAUAAUUUAAGAUUGCUCAUUUUUUCUUCCUUUUUACUUUAAAUUAAAAAACAAACUCUUAAUAAUAUUCCGAAAACAGUUUUUCAAUAAUUCAACAACAUCAACGUAGUAUUCGUUUAUUAGCUCCGUUGGAAAAAAAAUUAAACGGAUCAUUAUUUUAUUUUGUUUAAUUUGUAAGACUUUCUUCUUGAACACCGAGUUUGCAUAAAAGUUAUUUUUGAACUUAAUAACACUGGCUGAACGAAAUAAGUUGAUUUUAAAAUUACGCUGUGAACAUUUACUGUUGAAGAUCUACGGUGCCGGACAACGCGAUUACCUAUUUAAUUCUAUCUGUGGAGUUUUUGAUUUGAUUGAUUUGUUAUUCUAUCGGUAAAAUUAAAACUAAUAUUAUCUAUACGUAAGUACUGUUUUAAGUAUUUCCUGUAAAAAAAACAAAAAAAACAAAAAUUGAUUUACCAAUUUCCAAGUAUUAUAAUAUUACUAGAUUAUAAAUUAUUUAACUCUGUAUCCAAUCGGUUUUUCGAAAGUAAUUUUCAUAACUCAAUAUUUGAUUUUCUUACACGUUAUUUAUUUAAAUAAAUAAUAUUUAUCAAUUAAAAAAAAAAAAUAAUCAUUCGAUUAAAAAAAAAAAAUAAUUAAUUAACUUAACCUUCUUUUUAUAACUUAAACUAAAUUUGUAUUAAAUUUAUUUGACGAAAUUGCAUCUAUCAAAUCAUCUUUACCCUAAGAUCUUAGACAAGCGAAUGAUACCCAAAUUUAGUUUAAACGAAUCGCCAACCAGCGCCAAAAAAACGGAGUAUUUGACUAUAUUUAAAGGCCGGAGAUACAUGAAGAGAAAAUUUGCAGCUCGUGUUACCAUGUCGACAAUCGACAAAACCGAAGUUACGAUUCAACAAAUCAGUCGCGUGUUUGUGGAACAGGAAAAUUCUAUAGUGAAAUCUUAUUCGGUCACCAAAAGACAGACCAAAGGAAUAAUCAUAGAGAACACAUGGAAUUCUUCCAUUAACAUCACUACGGACAUAAGCACAUACGUGAGCCGCAGGUUGGAAAACAAAACAAGUUGUCGAUACUACCGAGAAGACUGAUUUGCAGAAUUAAUAACUUUAAUGUAUUCUGCCUAUUCUUGUAAACAAGUUAUAACUUUAUGUAUAUUCGCCGUUGUCGCUAUUAGCCAUACGCUCAUUUUGUUAUCGUCUAAGAUAUUAUACCCGUUUUUAUUAUAUAGAUGCAAUUUCGUUAACUUUGUUUUCGGUAAAAUAAUAAUAACAAAUAACCUAACAUAAAUAUCCCUUUUUUUUAAAAUGAAUUAUAUGUACAGCGCGUUUAGAAUUAUCGUACUACUCGACCGCAAAGCUCGAUCAAUGAAUUCUAAACGCCCUUUUUACGUGUAAAAAAAAAAUAAUAAUAAGUUAAGGUUUUUUAGUGGUAAUGUUUCCUAAUCGAUUAUGGUCAUAUUGAUCUCAACAUUCAUAAACUACAUAAUAUAAUAAUUAAUCAUUAUAAUAAUAAUAUAAAGCUCGUAUACUUUUUUUUGUUUGUUUGUAUAGUAUGAAAUUACCUUAUAAAAUUAGCUUAUUAGUUUUUUGUUUGUUUGUUUGUGUCGAUAUAGUUGUUAAGUAGCAAAUGACAUAUUAUUACAGAUAAUAAUACAUAAUAUUAUACAAAAAUACACUCGACUUGGUAAAAAAAAAAAAGUAAUUUAUAUUUGUUCGAGUGUGUAACAAUGAACGCGUUAACUUUCUUCCACUGACUAUUGUACAUAACUUAAAACUACUCUGCUCGAUCGUGCGCAAUCGCAGCCACCGAACAUCAUUUUUACUACGCUUUGUACCAUACCACGGCUCGUAUUUACCAAUAAUUUAACCAUGUUAACGCAGUAGCCAUAACGCAAAUGGUUCUUAGCGGACUGAUAAACCUAUUUAGUCAUUAUUAUUAUUAUUACUAUGAUUAUUAUAAUUAUUAAUAUUAUUAUUAUUUAAACGCGAGCAGAACCGUCUGUCUUGUGCACUCAUUUAAAACAUGUGUAUUCUGUAUCUAUAUAUAUAUAUAUA
Molecule: messenger RNA, 9195 nt
Organism: Adelges cooleyi (spruce gall adelgid)
Lineage: Eukaryota; Metazoa; Arthropoda; Insecta; Hemiptera; Adelgidae
Exons: 13
Coding region: 1371-6956 (1861 amino acids)
Source: RefSeq, a predicted model, not a curated record